Messenger RNA from Phacochoerus africanus (Common warthog), 943 nucleotides. RefSeq names its product olfactory receptor 4D11-like. The record is from RefSeq and is a predicted model, not a curated record. Gene Ontology annotation, molecular function: olfactory receptor activity; G protein-coupled receptor activity. The coding region runs from base 8 to 943 and encodes 311 amino acids. NCBI's taxonomy places the organism in Eukaryota, Metazoa, Chordata, Mammalia, Artiodactyla, Suidae. Gene Ontology annotation, biological process: G protein-coupled receptor signaling pathway. The transcript has a single exon. Gene Ontology annotation, cellular component: membrane.
UGAUGCAAUGGAGCCGGAAAAUUACACGAGAGUGAAAGAAUUUAUUUUUCAAGGACUGACCCAGUCCCGAGACCUAAGCUUGGUCUUCUUUCUUUUUUUGAGCUUUGUGUACAUGACAACUCUUCUGGGAAACCUUCUCAUCAUGGUCACGGUGACCUGGGAGUCUCGCCUGCACACUCCCAUGUACUUCCUGCUCCGCAACCUCUCCGUCUUGGACAUCUGCUUCUCCUCCAUCACUGCUCCCAAGGUCCUGGUAGACCUUCUUUCCAGGAGAAAGACCAUCUCCUUCAACGGCUGCAUCACACAGAUGUUCUUCUUCCACCUCCUCGGUGGGGCAGAUAUCUUCUCUCUCUCCGUGAUGGCCUUUGAUCGCUACGUGGCCAUCUCCAAGCCCCUGCACUAUGUGACCGUCAUGAGCAGGGGCCGGUGCACUGCCCUCAUUGUGGCCUCCUGGCUGGGGGGCUUUGUCCACUCCGUCGUGCAGAUCUCCCUGCUGCUCCCACUCCCCUUCUGUGGACCCAACGUUGUGGAUGGCUUCUACUGUGAUGUCCCCCAGGUCCUCAAACUCGCCUGCACCGACACCUUUGCCCUUGAGGUCUUGAUGAUUUCCAACAAUGGCUUGAUCUCUACACUGUGGUUCCUCUUCCUCCUGGUGUCCUACACAGUCAUCUUGACGAUGCUGAGGUCUCACUCCGGUGAGGGCAGAAAGAAAGCCGUCUCCACCUGCACCGCCCACAUCACCGUGGUGACCCUGCACUUCGUGCCCUGCAUCUACGUCUACGCCCGGCCCUUCACCGCCCUCCCCAUGGACAGAGCUGUCUCCGUCACCUUCACUGUCAUCAUCCCUGUCCUGAACCCCAUGAUCUACACCCUGAGGAACCAGGAGAUGAAGUCGGCCAUGAGGAGACUGAAGAGGAGGCUUGGACCGUCCCAAAAGGAAUAG